GAUGGGCGGCUGACUCGGCUUUAUGGUUGCAUGCGUGAAAAUUUUACGGUUCAAACUAAUGUGGCAAAUACUCAACAGACGAUGUAGAAAUAUAAGCGGGGUAUGAGCCUCAACCGCUUAGUGUCGUAACGUCCAAAAAAUUUUGCGUUGUCAUGUCUAGAUUUAGGCCGAUUUGCCAAGAUUUUGUGAGUUUUAUGAGCCCUGUAUGGUGCAGGAAGAUGUCAUCAACAAGCCUGCCUGUAUUCAACAGCAUUUUGUACUCUGUCAAGAACAGAGUUGCCAAUAUUCAGUUAAAUCGUCCGGCGCGAAUGAAUGCCAUUGAUCAUCACAUGCCGAGAGAACUACAAACUGCUGUCGAGCUUGCCAAUGAAAAUAUGGAUGUAAAGGUGAUUGUACUGUCCGGUAGUAAGGUGUUUUGUUCAGGGUAUGACCUGAAGAUCUUUGCUGAGCCAAAGCGGGGCACAGUGCCGGGCAGUCAGACCAUGCCCUGGGACCCGUACAUCGACUACACCUUCAUGUCUGCUUGCACCAAUGCCUUCAUGUCUAUCUGGAGAAGUUACAAACCUGUAGUUGGUAAGAUCAGCGGGGUGGCCAUUGGAGGGGGAAGUGACAUCGCUCUACUCUGUGACAUCACAGUAGCUGCGGAGGACGCCCGCAUUGGAUACCCCCCGUCUAGAGUUUGGGGCUGUCCCACAACUGCUAUGUGGGUGUACAGAGUAGGCCUUGAGCGAGCUAAGCGCAUUCUGCUGACAGGGGACUUACUAACUGGCAAACAGGCAGCAGACAUUGGUCUCAUUGGAGAGGCUGUUCCAGCCAGCCAAUUGGAUGAAGCUGUGGACAAGGUAGUGCAACGAUUGGUCACUGUACCAACCAAUCAAAUGUUCUUUCAGAAACAAGUCAUCAACAAUGCUGUGGAAAUGAUGGGAUUGUUUUCUUCUCAGAGGCUGGCCACGUUCAUGGAUGGUAUGACCCGACACACCCCAGAGGGCGUGGCAUUUCAAAAACGAGCACAGGAAGUGGGCUUUAAGGAAGCGGUGAGGGAAAGAGACAUGGGUGUGGACACCACAUGGUCAACUCCUCCCAAACCAAAGUUGUGAAUAUCUGACAAAGUGUAAAACUACACAGUGAAUGCAGUGAAUAUUUCAAUUUACGUAUUCAGCUGUAGUUACAGAAUCACUUGAGUGCGAUUGAGUGACAAUGGAGGUCUGGGUUAAGGUCUGCAAUCUUGAUCUUGAAUAAAUGUGUGUUAUCCUAAAUUAAGGCUAGCUAAGACAUAGCCUGGUCUUG
Liolophura sinensis is the source of this 1287-nucleotide messenger RNA. RefSeq names its product probable enoyl-CoA hydratase, mitochondrial. NCBI's taxonomy places the organism in Eukaryota, Metazoa, Mollusca, Polyplacophora, Chitonida, Chitonidae. The coding region runs from base 153 to 1097 and encodes 314 amino acids. The record is from RefSeq and is a predicted model, not a curated record. The transcript has 3 exons. Gene Ontology annotation, molecular function: catalytic activity.